AUGAUGCCCAGGCUUUCAGCCGCCUGUCUGGCCUUCGUCCUGCUUGUCAUGUGUCCAGUUCGCAUAUCGUCGCGCAGCUAUAGCAAUGGCCUAAUCUUCUAUGAACUGAGCUCGCACACACCUUACCUGCCACCCACAGUCAGCGUCUCGCGAGGACGCAAUCUGGCCAGUGUCAAGUACUCGGAGAAGGGUUCCAUCUGGUCGACCUUUGGACAGCCCUGCGAUUGCAAUGGUCCCAUGUGCUCGUGCUGUGCCGGCCUUAAGGUCGAUCAAUACGGAUUCGAUCAGAAAGUCUGUGCGAAUGUGAGCUUUGUGCCGCAACUGGAGGAGGCCCGUCUUGAGGUCUUUCUGAAUGACAAACCCUCCUCGAAAUAUGGGAUUUCAGUGCGAAAUCCGGCUCCCUUUUGCAUUCCCGUAAUGAUGGGUGUGCCCAUGGCCAUGUGUGUCCAAAUGACCGAUGUGGCUGUGGUGGGUAGCAACCUCAAUAUGUGCAUGGACUUUGUGGUCCGAAUGGCCACCACGGAUCUCUUUGAGAUGCAUUUCCAGUGCAUGCGGAUGGGGACUGAUGGUCUGCAAUAUGUGGAUAAGAAUGGAAAGCCAGUGUUGCCUCAGGGACAGCAGAGUGACGAUCCCGAGGAGUAUGCGGAGUAUGCAGAGCUAGAGGAUCAGCCGGAAUAUACCUCGCAGGAGGAGGACUAUCUAGCAAUCAAACCUGAGGAGCACCAACCUGAGAAGAGUCCAGCAGUGGUAGACGAACCUGUGGGUUAUCCACAGCUGCAACAUCCUGCACAGAUUAUUGAACAACUGAAGAAUCAUACUGAGAAGAUUCCAGCACAGAGCAUUGAUCAACUGCAGCAGGAUCAGGAACCAGUUGGCUAUCAGCCUCUGGUAAUUGUUGAGGAACUCCCAAUGGAACCACAAAAGUUGGAAGAUCAACGACCUCAGGAGGACCCGGAGGAUCCCGAGCCAUUGCCGAUCGAAAGUGAAAUGCUAAUGGCUGGCGAACAAAGUGAAGAUUCAGCUACUGAAGAUACAGAGGCUACAGAAGAAGCUACAGAAGACACCCAAGAGACAGAGGCACACACAGAGAAAGAGAAAGAGAAAGACCAGGAGAAAGAGAAAGAGAAAGAGGUGGGGACAGGGACAGAGUUAGGGGCGGAGGCACCUGACAAUGACCACGACAAUGACAACGAUAACGACAAUGGCAGCGAGAGUGGCUCCAAGCCUCAAGUAAUUGAAACAAUUACCAAUUCAAUAAAAGCCACUGAGGCUCCAACAACAACGACAGCAGGAGAGGAGGAGGAUACAGAGCCAGAGGCAGAGGCAGAGGCAGAGGAUGAUGAUGAAGGCGGAGAGACCACGACGCUGGCCGUUGAAAUGGAAAACGAUAGCGACAAUGAGAUAAAUGUGGAUGAUGAUAAUGAUGACUAUGAGGACAAACUCCAGGUGAAGGAACCCCCAAAGCAACAGGAUGACAAUCAAGAAGAAGACGAUGAAGAGGAGGCCGAAGAUGAUGGGGAGGAGGAUGACGAGGACGAAGAGGAGGAGUACGAAGGUGAGGAAGCGGCAGAAGAAACCGAGGAUGCGGCAUUGCCGGCAGUGAAAUCACAGCGUCGACAUCGUCGGCGGCACAACCGUUCCGCCCACCCACGGAGAUUGGGGAAACUCCACUAA
Messenger RNA from Drosophila serrata, 1674 nucleotides. RefSeq lists its product as uncharacterized. Lineage: Eukaryota; Metazoa; Arthropoda; Insecta; Diptera; Drosophilidae. The record is from RefSeq and is a predicted model, not a curated record.